Lampris incognitus (smalleye Pacific opah) is the source of this 5203-nucleotide messenger RNA. RefSeq names its product SP110 nuclear antigen, tandem duplicate 1 (gene sp100.1). Gene Ontology annotation, cellular component: nucleus; cytoplasm. Lineage: Eukaryota; Metazoa; Chordata; Actinopteri; Lampriformes; Lampridae. Gene Ontology annotation, biological process: regulation of transcription by RNA polymerase II; humoral immune response. The coding region runs from base 72 to 2048 and encodes 658 amino acids. The record is from RefSeq and is a predicted model, not a curated record. Gene Ontology annotation, molecular function: DNA-binding transcription factor activity, RNA polymerase II-specific; translation regulator activity; DNA binding. The transcript is spliced from 18 exons.
AGAAAAUUGUGUGACAACACAGCAAUAUUCAUGCUCCAUCAUUAGCCAUCACCUAGUUCCUACCCCUUUAAAUGACAAUAUAUAGAGGGGCGGUGUCUGCGCUCAUGGAUCUGGAGUGGCUGGACGACACUGAGCUGCAGCAGUUUUUCCACUGCAAGAAGACGGAGUUGUCCUGUAUGGAGAAGCCGUGCACGUUUCUCCGUCAGCUCAGGGACCAUGACCUCAUCACGGAGGAUCGUUACAAGAGGAUAAUUCGUAUGAAGAGUAAAGAGAACAUAAAAAAUGGCAUGUAUGAUUCGCUGGACUGGCUGGAGAAAGAAAGACCAAAACACAUCAGAAGGUUUUGGCUCUGCAUCUUCCAGGACAUCAUCCUGAACCAAUACCCGGAUCUGAAACUGCUGCGCAACUCUCUCAUAGACGGGUCCUUCCCAUUUUUCAAAACAUUACCCAGCGGGGUAGAAAAGGAAGACACAAAUGACAGGAAGAGGAAAAAGCCCCCUACAGACGAGGAUCAGCAGGACAAGCGACAGACGACGAGGAAAGGGAAAACCCCGAGAACUGGGCGUGUUUGCGGCGAGGAGGAGGAGGAGGAGGAGGAGGGGGAGCUAAACCCAACCUCACAAAUGACCAGAGGGAAUAAGAAGAGGGCCCGGAAGCCAGUCUUCAGUUCUCCAAUGAAGAAGGGAGAGAAGCAAGAAAUCUGGACCUGGCCGAUCUAUAAGACCCAGCUGCCGGUGAAUUGUGGCGAUCAGCAGGGUUUUCUGGUCAGAGAAAGACUGGCUAAAGGAGAGAAAUGCAUCCAGGCUAAAAGAACAUGGUUCACUCCAUGGGAAUUCGAAGAGUUUGCCGGCAAGAACUGGAAGAACUGGAAGCGAAGCAUUCACUGUGCGGGCACGCCCUUGGGACAACUCAUAAAGCUCGGACACCUGGAAUGUGCAGGCUACAACCACAGGAAAAGGAGAAAGGCCAUUAGAUCCUUAUUUCCCUCUAGCCAAACAGAGGGCUCCGUUACAGGCGGUGAGGAUGAAGAUGAGGAUGAGGAUGAAGAUGAGGAAAAUGGCCGGGACAGUGAGGAGCAGGCUUCAACAAGAGAGAAAGACUCUACUGGAGAGAGCACACACUCAGAUGAAGAAGUAGAGGAAGAGAAGGGGGAGGAGGAGGAGACCGAGCCGAUUCCAGGCAGCAGCCAUGUCAGUCGUGGCAAAACAGUGUUUAAUGUUACAUGUGGUGCCAAAGCUGGGAUAUUACACAAAACUCGAUUUGCAUCAGGGACACGUGGGAAGAGUGUUCGUACAGAGGCCAGCUGGAUGAACCCAGAGGAGUUUGUGAGAGAGGGAUCAUCGGAGUCAGACCCUUCCUGGAAGAGGGACAUCCAGUGGGAGGGGAAACCUCUCAAUGUGUUGAUUGAGGCAAAAGUCUUGCAAAUCCACUCGAUGCUUUGCAAGUGCAAACUGUGCAGUCAAGAUCCUAAAGUCCAGGAGGAUCAGAGGAAUGAUGACGACUGUUUCAUCUGCAGGCGUGACGGCGGAGUGGAUGUCCUGGUGGAGUGUGACCGGUGCCCCCGCUCCUUUCAUCAGAGAUGUCACCUCCCCAACAUUGAUGAUACUGUGAAACAGUCUAAGCAAGAAUGGAUCUGUACAUUCUGUAUAUUCAAAACCAGUCAAGGGUGGCGUAAUGCAGACCAGAGGACCAAACACACAGCCCUGUCACGCGAAGUAUCAGCGCACUUGCUGGAAUGCCAGUAUCUCCUUCUGUCCCUAUACAACGCAGAUGAGGAUCAGAUCUUUGCUACAAACCCAACACUCACUGUAAGGGGCUACGCUGACCACAUCAGGACUCCUAUGUGGUUGGAAAAGGUAGCGGAGAAGCUCCAUGAGAAAAGCUACCAGACAGUUGGACAGUUUGCGUCUGACGUCCAGCUCAUCUUUACCAACUGCAUCGAUUUCAACAGGGACAAUGAAGAAUUCAGCGCCAUGGGGGUCAAGCUGAAGGAGUUAUUUGAGAGAGAGUUUAACAGCGUGUUCUGCAUCCAACAGGAGAGCGAGUAAAGAUGACCAGUCUGUCUUCUGAAAUUUGUCAAAUAAUGGAAAACUUGUUGCCCAUUUCUCGGGGGUCACCACAGUGGUUUCUAUAGUUUCGAUUGGUACCCUGUGAGGACACAGCACCAGCGGCGGUCGUUGUUAACCCAGGCCUCAGCCGAUCCCAUAUGGAGCUUUUUUUGGGGGGGGGAUUUCUCCCCUCCAUUUUUCUCCCCAAUUGUAUCCGGCCAAUUACCCCACCCUUCAGAGUUGCCAGCCGCUUCUUUUCACCUGACGGUGAGGAGCUUCGCCAGAGAGACGUAGCGCGUGGGAGGGUCACGCUAUUCCCCCCAGCUCCCCCUCCCCUCCCGAACAGGCACCCCCACCGACCAGAUGAGACGCUAGUGCAGCGACCAGGACACAUAACCACAUCCGGCUUCCCACCCGCAGACACGGCCAACUGUGUCUGUAGACCAAGCCGGAGGUAACACGGGGAUUCGACCCGGCGAUCCCCAUGUACUACUGAUUUGGCAAAAUUUUACAUCGGAUGCCCUUCCUGAUACAACCACUAACCCUAUGGACAGGGGCACAGGUAACGUGCUGGAUGCCAUCCCAGUGUUCAUAGAUUUGCGCUCAUGCCUGUCUCCCAAUCAAGGAUCUGGUUUGUUAAUUAUUCAUGUUUUAUAUUUGCUUCUUAGGGUAAUUUUACUUACAGCCUAAUGGUUUUUAAGAUGAUAUCCAAAGCUGUAUAUUAUCCUGCAAAACAGAAACAAAACUUAAACACCCCUGCCUGCCUUACACACACACACACACACACACACACACACACACUGCUUGGACACUGCUUGGUGUCCUCUUCAUCAUAUUCUUCAUAUAUUUUAUAAUUCUAUUAUAAUCCUGGUUUCCUCUUUCAAUGUUGUAUUCUGUAAAUUGUGUUUUAUUCUGUACAUACAAUAUCCAUUGCACGUCUGUCCGUCUUGGCAGAGAGGUCCCUCCUCUGUUGCUCUCCCUGAGGUUUCUUCCUAUUUUUCCCCCCAUUAAAGGUUUUUUAGGGAGUUGUGCCUUAUCUGAUGUGAGGGUCUAAGGACAGGAUGUUAUAUUGCUCGAAAGCCCUCUGAGGCAAAUUUGUAAUUUGUGAUGAUAGGCUAUACAAAUAAAAUUGACUUGACUUGACUUGACUUGACUUGACCAUGCCAACCCCACACCACCCACCGCAGCCAUUAAACAUUAAACCCCACCGUAAUUAUUUUGAGCUUCCAGUCAAGCUGGCAUGUCAAAUCCACCAGACCAUAAUCACGCACCUAUUGGUCAAAAGCUGAAUAACCAGUCCAGCUGAGCAGGUAUGCCUUGAGUCCAAUAGACCAAGUACUGACAUUUCACUCACAAACCACAAGACAAGGAAACAAUGGAUUAAAUCAUCCCAAGGCAGUGUGUGACUCUGGACUAUGGCAAUGUUUGUGUUCACUGAAAACCACCCAAGCAGACAGCACACCAGUUAUUACUGAUACAUAGUAACGUGACUUACUAGGAACUGACUACAAUGUCAUCCUAAGGUAAGGACACUGCACAGCUGAAUGCAGGUUUCAAAAUAAAGCUCACUAAGUGAGCUAGGCAACUUCACACACAACUGCAAAAGCCAACGUAUAAUGAACUCGACAAACUGACUCCCAACACAAUAUAGCAGCAUUACAUCACCGUGAUGCAAUGCACAUUAUGCAAGCAGCAUAUCAAAUAAACUCAUCCACAAAUAUACAGUGACACACAACCAUGACAGAUAAUACUGCCCAGGGGACAGACAGCAUAAUCAAAUGCUAUUACCUUUAUAAGUUCUUAUUUCUUGACUUUUUCUUUGCAAACUCUGAUCAAGUCCUCAAAAUCCAGCUGUGCAUUGCUGUAACCGACAGACGCUUCCAGGCUAUCUACUGCUAGCUAGCUCAACACCCUCCGUCGGAAUGCCCUCUUCUUCGUUUUGUUUAGCUUAUUUUUUUAAAAAGCUGUUUAGUAGCAGGACAUUUUUUAUUGUGACCACUCCUUUCACUUCCUUUCCUUUCUUUUAACCUUGACUUGGCUUGAGAAAAACUGAUCUUGAAUCUGUGCAAUGUAAGCCGCCAGCUCUCUAUGCCCACCCUCCUUGACCACUAGCCAACCUAUACAGUGCAUUGCCGCUUGCUCACCAGUCAACACUUGCCCAGCUAUCUCACCAAUAAAACAAUUAUGAGACUUAAUUUUCUUGGAAACAACUUAUAUUUCAUUCUGACCCACAUAUUUCUGUGGAGCCCAACAUAAAAAAAUAAUAAUAAUGUACUCCUGUCGCAGAGGGCCCUUUUGCACUCAGGGGCCCCUGGGCAUGUGCCCAGAUUGCCCAUUGAUAGAUCCAGCAGCACUGCUGCUGAACUAACUCAUUAGAAUAAAUAAGCAUCAUAUGUGAAAAAUGUGGUUCUUACCAUGGGUUUUAAUUUUCUUUUAAAUCUCCCUCCACCUCUAGUAUAGUAGCCUGGCUGUAACAUAGUAGCAUUAGCCACUGAGUCACUUUUACAAAUACUUAUUCGUGCUUGGAGUCUGUGUGAGAAAAUGUGUUGUGUGGACCAUGAAGAGGUCCGCUGAUGACCUGCCCUCCACCUAAUGCCUGCUCGGUGGCCUUGAAUUACAUUAAGUGGGUUUGGCAAAUUAAUAAAAGAAUUAAAGUUGCUAUAGCAAUCUAUUUGGCUCUAUUCUGUAAGACGGAGUUUGUGGAAGAAAAUGUAUUGCAAGUAUUUGUAAGCAGAAAUUGCACUGCAUAACUGCAGCCUAUAUUAAUGUUCCAAAUUAUUUUAACCAAAUGUGAUAGACUGUUUUGGCUGUUUAGCACUGUUGUUCUGUCUUACUUUGUAUAAAUGAUGCCGUUUAAAUUGAUGAAAAGAAACAAUGUGACGGAAGGUGUGUAUUUUCAGGCUGGUUUUAUAAAUAGGACCCCUUAUAAUGUAGAGUCCCACUUACAUAACAUUAACAUGUAAACUCUUAUGUUGUGUUCAUGUUUGUGUGUAUGUCCACGUGGUAGCACAGAUGGCAGAUAGAUUUGCAAGCAAUUUGCGUCGAUGAUACAUACAUAAACAAUGCAUAAUCUAAUGUCUUUGAUUUUUUUCCUUUUGGUUUGUUUUGCAGUCAGUAAAACAGAAAUAAACUUAAUGAAUUUUUCAUAUAAUUGA